Gambusia affinis (western mosquitofish) is the source of this 1438-nucleotide messenger RNA. RefSeq names its product glycosyltransferase 8 domain containing 1 (gene glt8d1). Gene Ontology annotation, cellular component: Golgi apparatus. Lineage: Eukaryota; Metazoa; Chordata; Actinopteri; Cyprinodontiformes; Poeciliidae. Gene Ontology annotation, molecular function: glycosyltransferase activity. The record is from RefSeq and is a predicted model, not a curated record. The coding region runs from base 119 to 1219 and encodes 366 amino acids. The transcript has 10 exons.
AAGCUUACUUCCGCUUUGAAAAGCUACGUUGUAUUGUGAGGAAGGACCUGCCGACGUAAUACGUGGGCCGAACUGGACAGAACAGCGCAGUGCUGGAAGGACUGAUGCGGCGGCUGCCAUGACACUAAGGAGAGUAAAUGGAGUCCUUCUCGUUCUACUGGCUGUAGCCAUACUGAUCAUAGUUCAUCGAAACCUCCUGAACCUCAGUGACUUCUUAGACAGAGAAAACCCAGAUGCUGGACAGAUUCUACCUUUUGAGGCGGAGUUGUCUCCUGGUGUUGGACAAAAGACGGAAAGGAAAAGAGACGAGAUUCCUGUCCUCAUCACUGCCUCAGAGGACAGACUCGGGGCUGUGAUAGUUGCAAUGAACAGCGUCUCCCAGAACAGCAAAGCCAACGUGGUCUUCACUAUUGUGACCCUGAAUGAUACAGUUGAUCACCUAAAGACGUGGAUAAGCAAGACAGCGUUAAAAAAUGUCAAAUAUAACAUAGUUAUUUUCCAACCAGAGCUUCUGAAUGGGAAAAUAUCAAAAGAUCCUAAAAUGCUGGAAGCUGCAAAACCAUUGACCUUUGCCAGGUUUUAUCUGCCUAUGUACAUACCUGAGGUAGAGAAGGCCAUCUAUCUUGAUGAUGACGUUGUUGUACAAGGAGAUAUUCAAGAGCUUUAUGAUAUCAACUUGAAACAAGGACAUGCAGCUGCCUUCUCUGAUGAUUGUGACUCAGCGUCUGCAAAGGGCAUCGUUCGAGGAGCUGGAAAUCAGAACAACUACAUGGGUUUCCUGGACUUUAAAAAGGAGGCUAUUAAAAAACUGGGGAUGAAGGCCAACACAUGCUCCUUUAAUCCAGGAGUCAUUGUUGCAAACCUGACCGAGUGGAAGAACCAAAACAUCACCCAGCAGCUGGAGAAGUGGAUGGAGCUCAACUCUCAGGAGGAUCUGUACAGUAACACACUUGCAGAAAGCAUUACAACCCCUCCACUUCUCAUCGUCUUUUAUAAACGUCACUCCUCCAUCAACCCGAUGUGGCAUGUGAGACACCUGGGUAUCACAGGUGCUGGAAAUCGCUACUCUCCCCAAUAUGUGAAGACUGCUAAACUGCUGCAUUGGAAUGGACAUUAUAAGCCCUGGGGGAGGACGUCGUCCUUCUCUGACGUGUGGGACCAGUGGUUCAUUCCUGAUCCCACAGGGAAGUUUCAUCCCGUGCGAAGACACGCAGACUGAAAAAUUACUCUUCAGAGACCUAUGGACCAACGCAGUCCCUGGCAGAACACAGUGUGGCUCCUUUCACCUCAGGAACUAAGCAACCCAGCAGUCUUAUUCAUCCUCCUCUGGAUUUGUGGGCCUCUUCACGCUGACAUUAUCUUGAACACAGAUGCCUGUUUUUACAAAAUGUUUUCCUUGCAAUGACACCAACCUGUCUGAUAAAACCAGAGGUUUUUU